Bemisia tabaci is the source of this 6821-nucleotide messenger RNA. NCBI's taxonomy places the organism in Eukaryota, Metazoa, Arthropoda, Insecta, Hemiptera, Aleyrodidae. The record is from RefSeq and is a predicted model, not a curated record.
UAAGGUGUAAAUGUCUACGUCAUUUUCAAUCUCACCGAUGACAGUUUCGUAACAAGCACUUCAGCCGGAGAGGGUGGGCCAGCUCGAGCCAUUCGCUUGGCCUCGCAGAAUGAACACUUCUCUCAACGGACUGACGGUGCAUCUUGGAUUUUGCGGGGAAAGUUCGAACUUUUGUUAUUUAUUGAUAUAUUUUACUAACUCUUAUCGUGUGCAACAUUGGUGCAAGUUCUGAUUAAAAUCUUGAGUGCAACGACUCGGUUGAAGGAGGCUCCUCUGAAAUUCUCUGGACCAAAGCGUUUGGGUUGAAUUAUUGUUGCUGACGGUCUUUUCGGACGUUGAGCGAAGACUCUGAUUAUUGAUAGUCGGGAAUACCUCUGUGCGCGUGAAGUUUCAAUUUUGUCGAAACUGUACUCUUGGUAUAGGAGAGCUAUCCGCUGCUCGAGAUAAAUGUCGUUGAACCCCCCAGAGACUUCUACAGAAGAUAGCUUUGAGUUCUCAGUGAUGGUGCUGGUGGAGCAGUCGCAGCGUCCGUACCGGUUCGGGAUGACCCUACUGUGCGUGGGCGCCCUGUUUAACUGGCUGGGGGUGGCCGACUCAUACUCGGACCCCGUGCCGGCCAUCAGGUACAUCGGCGUCGGGCUCAUCGCAGCCGGGGCCAUCCUCAUCUGCCUGGCCAUGUGCUUCUGGAUGAAGAGCGUUCGUCCUGCCACCGUCAAUAUCGAUAGUGAGGCGGGCAUGCACGUAGAGUCGCUCGAGGGUCCAGACCUCUCCCUCGAGAAGCCGCCAGAUUACGCCACGGUCGUGGACGUUCCCCCGUGCUACGAGGACGCCAUCAAGCUGAACCCGGCGGCCCUGCUCCCCCUGCAGAACUACACGUUCAUCGACAAGUGCGUGAGCUCCAAGGAGGACACCGCGCGGGUCAACAUCGCCGACCCGAGCCACGACCCGAAGAAGACCGGCAACAAACCCAGCGAAGACGCCGUCGCUCCGAACAACAGCAACAACAACACGCUGAGCCGGGUGCUCCGCAAGAGCAUCCGCGGGAUCCGGAAGCAACUCGGUUCGGCGCCAGAGUGUAGUAGCGUCGAGGCGCCCACCACGAGCCGCUCCUACAACGUCGUCGCCGUCGUCCCCUCGAAGCUCGCCCCCGUCCACAAGACCACUGCCACGGACGUCCACCAGGGCCCGAUGGGCGACCCCCCGGCCUACGAGGAGACGGUCGCCAUCAGCAACUGCCAAAAGGACGCCGCGCCGAUCCUGGAGGCCUCGACUUCCGUAGACAUCAGCUCGUCGUCGACCUCCGUAGACGUUAGUUCCAAACCCUGCCGCGUGUCGGAAGACGGCGCUGCGGGCGGUGAAGUGGAGCUUCCUGAAUCGCCGACCCCCGAGAUCGGGGUGAUCAGUAAUAAGGUCAACGAUAUUAUCUCCAGCGCCCAGUGUGAGGCCCAGAGGAACUCUAGUUUAGCCUACGUGGAUCCGUCGAGGAAUCGUUAACUCCCGGGUUUCGCCGAGUGGGAAACUCGGGCUGUUGGAGGUCCUCGUUCGGACCCGGAUGCUUAGCUCCUGAAUCGCCGUUUUAUGGUGAAAUUCGAUCAAGUUCCUGGAUUUAUUAAGUCAAGUUGGCACCGGUUCGUCGGUAUGGUCAACCGUGCUCGAUUCUCGGAGAGUCGGGUUGAAUCCACAGAGCAUAGUCAGCUCUUGAAAUAAUUUAUCGUGGGGUUGCGUCGCCGUUAGGGGGUGUACACCCUAUUUUUCGAUGCAAACAACUUCAUGCUGGGCGGAUAUUUUUUCCUCUUUUCGCUGAAGUUAUUUGGAAGAGAGCAGGGAAGAUGUAGUUGUCACCUCCUUCCCAGCUUCCGCCUGUAAAGAAAUGCACAAAUGGAGGAAAUCUUAAAAGGAGACAAAAAUGCAUAAUGUCUUGCAGAAUGUUUCGUUCUCUGUUUUCCUAUGUUUCACGCCAGAAAGUGAAACUUCGUUGGAUUUUAUGAUGAAUUUAUCAAGUGGUGUCAAAUAGGUAAGCCACUGCACAAAAUUUUAUUCGUUUACCGCCAUGAAUCGUUGAAUCUAUAUAUGUUCCGAUCUCUAAAAACAUUUGCUCGUGACGUAUAGGAGAAUUUUGUUUAAUAAAUGUGAUAUAGUAUGGAGAAAUGUUAUACUUCUUUGGGAAAGGGAGGCUGCAAACUUCGAUGUGUUUGUAAAAUUAAAAUUUUAGAUUUAAAUAUUUUAAAAACCUGAGCCUCCCAUGCACCAGCCCCACUCGACAUAUUUCCUUUCAUAAUACUGAGUGCACCACUACCAGAUGAGAUCGUAGAGAAUCGAGAGGAAACAUUCACAUAACAUGCCAAGAAAUGUCACAUUUUGCAUUUUCCACUAUCUUCUGUGUAUUUUCAUUUUUUGACGCUCACCAGAUAUGAUUCUAAGUAACAUUCAAAUUGGAUAAGCUGUCAUUGUUCAAUUGAGAUUAUCACACAAAAUAUUUGAAGUAUUGCCUUUAUUGUUUAUUUUCUAUUGUAAUUUAUUCUGCAUUUAUAAUCUUCCAACUAGGAGCAAACAAGCAGUGCUCAAAUAUACUUUUUCCAGCUAUCGCCUCAAGAAUACUGAACAUAUAAUUUUUGCUCUACUCAGUGGGAAACCACCAUAAUUUAAUUCCAUUAAUGUAAAAUGGCUUUUCUGUCAUUAUUUGCCUGAUACUACUUUAUCGUCAAUUUCCAGCAAAAAUGCAUUUUCAAAAAAGGAGAGAUUAAAAAAGAUACAGAAACUCUAUGAGGAAAAUCUUGGAAGUAUUGCACUACCCUAAUUAAAAUACUUUUUUCCAUGCAUGUUUUUUAACUUAUUAGAUUGUGUUUGGAGCUGAAGAUUCUCAGCUGUAUUCUUUACAUAUUUAACUUUAAAAAAGAAAAUUCGGUUUAAGACUCAUCGAUAAUCGAGGGAAAUUUUGAUAAAUUGUACGUCAUACUAAUCUUGUAAUGCUCUUCCUUGUCAUCCAGUUGUUGUAUAUGUUGCUGAUUUGUUUAAUUUAUUAAUUAAUCAAUCAAUUGAUUAUUUAAUUAAGUGCGAAUUAAUUAGCAUUUUUAUCGUUCUGUUAAAACUUUGAGACUCCUCAAGACUUGCGUGCAAGAGUGUCAUUAGUUGCAAGUCUCAUUUCAUGUGUGAGCUCACUUUUAACCAGUGGCGUGGCGUGCUUUGCGAUAUAUCGAUUGAUCGCCCAUUUAAACUUAUGGAAAAGUAUCGAUAAACAGGGUGUUCGCAGCGAACACCUUAAAAAUCGAUUAUUUACCCCAGCUUCAAAUGGGGAAAUAUCGAUAGAUCGCAAAGCACGCCUCGCCACUGCUUUUAACAUGCUUCAUCAAGCAGGAAAGUAUUCGCAAUUUUCAUCUCAGGGUAAUCAAUUCCGCGCUAAUUAGUAACAUUGCCACUCCAAGUGACUUACAAUCGAAUGUUGUAAAAUUCUAGUUUAUAAAACAUCUAGUCUCGUGUUUUGAUUUGAAAAUUCAGAUUAUAGGUGUAUAAUUUAGUUUACGUUACGUUUAAAAAAAAACAAACAAACUUUAUGAUGCCAUCGUACCAUGUUUCUAUUACUCUAGCAAGCUCAGCGCUAGAGAUAAAUGAGCACUUCUCCGGUUAGAAACUACUAAUUGUACAGUCAACAUCAGUAUUUUUGUAAAAGACAGUUGUCGAUCAGUGGCGAGGCGGAAAUGAUCGAUAAUCGAUAUGCCCGUAUUGAAGCUAUGGUAUAGAAUCGAUUAUUAAGGUGUUCGCUGCGAACACCCUAUUUAUCGAUCCUUUUACACAGGUUUAAAUGGCAGAUCAAUCGAUAAAUCGUAAAGCACGCCACGCCACUGUCAUCAAUGCCGUGAAAAACUUUUUAUUCGCGCCACGCAGAGAGAAUUUUAUUCGUUUCGACUAUAUUAAUCGCCAAUCUCGUUACAUAUCACUAUUUUUUUAGCGUUUGAAGCACAAAUAGCUUUUUCAAUCCGUCGAUUGCACAUUGAGUCAAAUCGUGGAUAUUCGGACGACAACAUCUGUUAUCAAAUUCAAUUAUCCUUCACCCCUCGAGCCAGAGACUGCAGUGCAAAAUGAAUCGGUCGCUUCGGUCAAUGCCAGGCGAAGCGUCCAAACCUCGUAGCUAAAUCUAUUAUCCACGCUGCUGAGCCAUUAAAUGAGCCUAACGCUAUUUCUCACUACGCGGCAACGUAACGUCAACCGCGCUACGUUACGCCAUCUGCUGUACCGCGGCUUCUCUCAGGAUCCGAACACAACCGGAGGCUCCUUAAAGCGGUCGUCAGAAACCGUCCACCCUCGCGGAUCUAAUUAGAUAACUCUAUCCUAAGCAACAACGCCGUAUGACCAUUCAUACGUUGCCAAAUUUCUUCCGAUAAAGUGAGACUUUUCUCGAAGACUUGAAAAUUAUCUUUUCUAAAUUUUCAAGGAAUUUUACUCUUAAUUUGUUUCAUUGUUCCUAAAAUUCUAAAGGAAAAAAAUUCUUAGCUUUUCUCUGAAAUACGUACUUUAUCUGGGUAAAUUAGGCAACAUCCGAAUGUCCAUACGGCGCUGUUUCUCGGCGCGGCAGCCCUGUCGAUUAUUCGCUAUGCCCAAUUAAGUAUAAAUAAUUUAAACGACUACCCCUAAGAUAUUUUGUUGAGUGUUUGGGUACGAUUGGAUAUACGCUCAGGAAACGUGACGAGUUCGGCUUCCUUGUUUGGGACCAUUAUAUAAUUUUCCAUCAAUGUGUCGUUUAAUUUCAUCUCGGCUCGUGUAUGGAACUCCUCUCGUUUAAUUUGCAGGAAAUUCAAAGUACACCCUCGGCAAACCAUCACCCUUUGUCAAGCGGUUUUCCCUCUUAAAAAUGUUUCCUUUUAAAUCUCCAAAUGCGGAUGCAGAUUUGCUUACGUGAUUAUACCGUUUUUAAUCGCCAUAUUGUUUCUAUGAAAGAGCACGUUUGGAAUAAAAUCAUCUUAAUCGAAAAAUCAAUUUCUCCGGGGGCAGGCUGAUGCUUGAGUCGCGUAAAACUAUUUUUCAUGGUCAGAGACACAGACAAAUAAAUAAUAAACGUGACCCACAGCCAUUACCAGAGUUCAAGACUCCUUCUAAGACGCGUGAAAAACUUAUUGACCUAAAAGAAUUACUUUAACAGGAUUUUAGCCCUUGCACUACAUUUGGACUACAUUUUGCAAUUUGGAAAUAUAAAUUCUAGCCCGGUUUAAAAACAACGAAUGAGCCAUUAGUUUCCCUAUGCACUUAAAUGUUUUUCCAGAAGAGCCAGAAUUAAUAGUUCCAAAUUGCAAAAUGCAGUCUAUUUAUUACACCUCGAGGUCAAAGACCGUUGAUCACAUUUGAUAUUAUCUAAAAAUCGCAUAUGGGAUUUAAAUUCGCGUCGGAGCAGCGCGCGCGCGCACCCUUCCCAUCAUCCAAACGGUUGUAUUUAUGCUAAAAGGAACUAUGUUCAACGUAAACCCUGUACACAUAGUCCCUUUUAGCACAAAUUCAUCCAAAUUUCUCAGUUGCUAGUAAACGAUCCAUCUCGUUAGAGGUAAUUACGUGGCAUAUUUCGCGGCUAUGCUUGAGAGUUAGCGUCUGAAGUCGAUUUGGAUGGCAAAAACGUUGCCAUAUUUCAAAUGAAAGUAAAUCGAUCCGCACGAUGUAAAACUGAACCACGUGUUAAACGGCAACGAGGGUUGGCAAAGUUUUCCGACACCCGCGUGUCACAUCCUCUAGAAAUCCAACUUUGAUUAAAUUUAAUUUAAGUUUCCGCAAUAUUCGCCGAUUUCGGCUCAGACCGGCAAGCGCUCCAAUUUCUGGCGUUAAUCGCCCGAUUAAUCUACUUUGUCGGGUUAAACCGCGUAAGUCCAAACUAAAACCUAACACGGAUGCUUGGUUUCUGCUUAGCAAGUACUUUUUUGAUGCAUAGUCGCGUUCGAAAGUUUAUCUUCAUAAAAACUAACAUUCCAUGUUAUACAAAUAGGUACAGAUACAGCGUUCACUUUUUAUCCAACCGGUUGCUCACUCUCUGAGGGGAAAAAAACUCGAAUUAGGUCAUCGCACUCGAAAAAUUACCUGCUACUGUGAGGAAUAUUGCCUAAUUUUUACAAAGAAAAAGUUUAAUAGCAAAAACAAACGAUUUUAAAGCACAGCCAGAAAAAUUAUAUCACGACAACUAUACAUAUCGUGGUUACAGCUAACAUUUUCUACGGCAUUGCGUAUAGAUCACCUCCAUAUUUCAACAAGAGUGUCUCUCAGCGCAACAAGAAACUUUCGAAGUUACGGUUUUUCUUGCGACACUGAAUCCAAUUUCUUUAAAGUAUUUCUCAAUUGCUUUUUUCCGGUUUGGGUAAACAUAAUUAUUGCUGCCCGUUCACAUUGAGCUUCAUUGGUUUAACUUUUGAAAAACGGCCACGGGUAAGACAAAAUUACGGUCAAAUUUUCACAAGCAAAAUUUCUACUUUUGAAAAUACAAACUUUCGUAGGUAUUUAACCCGAACUCGGAUAGGUCAAAUUCCUCCCUCACGCUGCGCGAAAAAAUAAACGGAAGAGAAAAACCUCAAGUGAAUAAUCUCCCGAUUACAUGUAACUCAGUUGAAAAAAAUCCGGCCGCAAACCAAAAUUUGAACCAGUAGUUUUGUUGCAAUGUUCAAUUUCGUAAAUUGGGCUCUGGAAAAGAGGGGUACACAUCGACUCUUGUUGCAAUUAAACUCUGCAUUUCAAAACACCACUCACGACAUCCACUAACUGCUCGCCGAGGUGCUUGCGUGUGCGCCAAAUAUUAGACCGCGCUUACUUCGAUGCUUAAUUAACACGCUAGGAAUGCUCACGAACGAAGAGGA